UUCAGCCCAUCACUUCAUUCGUGCGAUUGUUGUCGGUCGAAACGUCAGUUUAGUUCGGUUCGUUCGGUUGAGUUAGUCUAAAACUAUCGAUCGUAUCUCCUUGUUUAUUUAGAGAGCGUGUAACUAAACAGUGAUGUCUGACUUUAUAGUUGGGACGUGUUUAUUUAUGUGCCCUGAGAAAGAGAGAUGGAUGAGAGAAAGAGAAGGCUUACUGCAUGUCUUCGAAGUUGACGAGAAAACAAAACAUCUAAAACGACCAAAAGCAGAUCCUUCAAAGAUUGUGAAAUGCUUCAGUCGACCUGCAGCAGGACAGCUCAUGCCAGAUACAAGCGAACUUCGACCGGCUUCUGUGCUUUUAUCGACUAUAAGAUAUUUGUUCACUAAUGUUGUUACGCGAGUCGAUUAUGACUGGGUAAUGAUUUAUGAUUUUGUAUUUGAUCGACUGAGAGCUAUCAGACAGGAAGUUGUUAUUCAAAGAAUACGAGGACCUCAAAGUGUUCAAAUCCUAGAGCCAAUUGUUCGAUUUCAUGUUUACGCAGGCCAAAGACUAUGUGAAAAAAACAUAUCUCUAUUUGAUACGAAGAUAAAUAGUCAGCACCUUCUAGAGUGUCUUAAACAACUGCUAGUACUUUAUGAUGAACUUGAAGAACAAUCCUCGAUGUGUAAUCCUAAUUUUGAAGAAAAUAUCGAAAGACUUUCAAUAGGUAAUAACCGAUCUCAAAUGGAAGCUUUGUAUGUGCUGUUACAUCUCGGUAAUUCCUCGGCUCUAGGAAGAGGCAUAUCGCUUCCUCAUAAGUACAGGGGCAAGAACGUAAAGCUGGCCAUGAAGAUAUCUCUUGCGUGGUUUUUGAAAAAUUAUGUCCGAACCUUAAGACUGAUACAAAAACUUCCACUUUUGUUAAAAUUCGGUGUUCUAAGUAAUUUGCGGCUUUUGAGAAGGGACACGUUUCAAAUAAUGAGCGCAGCAUAUAACAGUAAGCUCUUAACGUUUCCUGGUCUAAAAUUACAAGAAAUAUUGAUGUAUAGAGAUGUUGAGAAACUUUCAGCAGAUUGUAAACUAUUCAACUUGUCGUUUGCAUAUGAAAACGUGCAAUUUGAUGCAAGAAAAUUUAACAAGGGAAUGUUAUUGGCGAACCCAGAUAUGUAUUUUACUGUUCAAACACUUCAAAAAUAUCUACCUAUAAUUCUAUUACAAGAUGAUGAUGCAAUAAACGACGACAGUUCCUCGUGAUUAAAAGAUGAUUAUCAACGCAUUCGUUAUAUCAUCCGGUAAUACAACGUCUGCAAAAACUUCAUUGUUUAGUAGAAAUAUGGAACCUACUCCAGUUAGCGGUAUACUACGAAUGAUUCAUCACUGCACGUCCGAGGUUAAAAGUGUACAGAAAAUGCUAAUUUUGAAUAUUAUACAAGGUAACAACCACGCCCUAUCAUUAAAAACCUAUUACAACCAUAAAUGGCUUAUAUAAUCA
Messenger RNA from Neodiprion fabricii, 1469 nucleotides. RefSeq names its product germinal-center associated nuclear protein. Gene Ontology annotation, biological process: spindle assembly; centrosome duplication. The transcript has 8 exons. The coding region runs from base 134 to 1231 and encodes 365 amino acids. Lineage: Eukaryota; Metazoa; Arthropoda; Insecta; Hymenoptera; Diprionidae. The record is from RefSeq and is a predicted model, not a curated record. Gene Ontology annotation, cellular component: spindle; nucleus; centrosome.